CCCCGGCUGAUGGGGCUCCUGAGGAAGCAGCGGCAGCGCUCGCCCUCUGGCCGCGCUGCUGGGCAGCCCUGCGCUGCCCCCGCCAGUGCCGCCAGUGCCACCAGUGCCCGCCAGCUGCAGAGCACAGCCAUGAGCAGGCUGCACCGCGCGGCUGCCCGCGGCGACCUGGCCUGGCUGAGGCGCUGGCGCUGGGCGCUGAGGGUGAUUGGCAUCGACAGCCCAGACCAGGAGAAGCGGACACCUCUGCAUCUCGCCUGUGCCAACGGCCACGUGGAUGUAGUUAGAUUUCUAGUGAGACAGAACUGCCAGCUGAACCCCUAUGACAAUUGGAGGAGAUCACCCCUGAUGAAGGCAGUGCAGAGCCAGCGGGAAGAGUGUGUGGCUGUUCUGCUGGAGCAUGGGGCCAGCCCGAAUCUGCAAGACACUGAUGGCAACACCGCCCUUCACCUGGCUGUGCUGUCUAAUGAUAUAAAUAUCGUGUUGCUGUUACUCGAGCAUCAUGCUGAUAUUGAUGCAGAGAAUAGGGAGGGUUGUACCCCACUGAUGCUGGCUGUCUGGGAACAUCACAAGGAUGUAGCAGUGCUUCUUCUUCUAAAAGGAGCUGAUGUGCAUGCUCCAGAUCUGUAUAAAAGAACCCCACUUAUGAUUGCUGCAUCUGAUGGGCAGCUUGAUUUGGUGAGAAUUCUUCUUCAGUUCGGGGCUGAUGUUUUCCAGGAGGACAUUGUUGGGCGCACAGCCAAGGAUUAUGCUAUUCUGUAUGGAUACUCUGGGUCUGGCAGGAAGCAGAGCGAAGAAUCUCUGAAAAACUUGACUGAGGAGGAACUGCCACUUCCCCACGUGGAUGGUAUCGUCUGUGUGGGGGUGACCUUGACUGGUGGUAGCCAGGUGAUGUUGGCUGAGAACCAUAAUUACCACUCUUCUCUUCUCCUCCUCUUGGAUUUGGUGGUGAUCGCAGGCGGGAACGAGAAAGGGAUCGACUACAUGAUGGAGAGAAGGUGCACAAAGAGCAAGUCUGGGUGGCUACAGGGCACCACCAACCACCAAGAAAACACGACCGAGCCUGAAGACAGUGAAGUUCCGUUUUAA
Chaetura pelagica (chimney swift) is the source of this 1086-nucleotide messenger RNA. Its product is annotated as ankyrin repeat domain-containing protein 7-like. NCBI's taxonomy places the organism in Eukaryota, Metazoa, Chordata, Aves, Apodiformes, Apodidae. The transcript has 8 exons. The annotation marks the transcript as partial. The record is from RefSeq and is a predicted model, not a curated record. Gene Ontology annotation, molecular function: protein binding.